Molecule: messenger RNA, 1338 nt
Organism: Drosophila albomicans
Lineage: Eukaryota; Metazoa; Arthropoda; Insecta; Diptera; Drosophilidae
Exons: 3
Coding region: 19-1338 (439 amino acids)
Source: RefSeq, a predicted model, not a curated record
UGAGAGAGAAAUUGUAAAAUGUACAAGAGGCGUCAACUUGGCCAAGUAGCCUGCUGGCUUUUGGCCAUCAUUGUAAUAGUUACGGGCCACGUUAAUGCCUACAAAAAGUUCGGACAGGAUUGUCGGGAUGUUAGCUGUGCGGUUAAUGAGCAUUGCAUUGUCUCGCAUGUAGCUUGUGAGAGGGAUCAAUUGGAUGGCGAGCACUGCGGGCUCUAUCCCAGAUGUGUGGAGCGUUCUUUGAGUGCAGCAGGCAUUACCUUGGAGAGACUGAAGCGAUCGUUGCAAGGCUUUGGCAAUCGAAGAGAGGCUGGACAAAUGGGUAAUGGAAUGGGUGGAAAUGGAAUGGGUGGCAACGGAAUGGGUGGCAAUGGUAUGGGUGGUAAUGGCAAUGGAAUGGGUGGAAAUGGAAUGAGCGGCGGCAUGGGGCCACCAAUGUGUGGCAACCAAAUGGGAGGUCGUGGGGGAUUUGGUGGCAAUGGAAUGAAUGGUAAUGGAAUGAAUGGUAAUGGCAUGAAUGGCAAUGGAAUGAAUGGUAAUGGAAAUGGUAAUGGAAUGAACCGCAAUGGAAUGAAUAGAAACGGAAUGAACGGCAAUUCAAAUUCAUUCAGGCGUCUAAAGCGCAGUGUGAAAAGUUUAACGCGUCAAGGCGAUGCGGCACAACAGGGAAACGGAAUGGGAAAUGGCAAUGGAAUGGGCGGAAACGGAAUGGGAGGAGGCAAUAGAAAUGGUGGGAAUGGAAAUGGGAUGGGUGGCAAUGGAAUGGGAGGAGGUAAUGGAAUGGGACCUCCAGGAAUGUGUGGAAAUGGAAUGAAUGGAUUUCAAAUGGGUGGCAGAGGAGGCAAUGGAAUGGGCCCACCCAAUGGAAUGGGUGGAAACGGAAUGAAUGGCAAUGGAAUGGGUGGCAAUGGGAUGGGCGGCUAUGGCAAUGGAAUGGGAAGAAAUGGAAUGGGCGGCAACGGCAUGGGAAACAAUGGAAUGGGUGGACGUGGAGGUGGUGGUGGGGGUGGAGGCAUGGGUGGCAAUGGAGGCCAAUGGAAUAAUGGAAACAAUGGCAAUAGUCAAUAUUCAUCACAGUCAUCGACAUUCGCAAAUGGUCGCCAGGGAAUGCAACAAUCUUCGUACUCGAUGAACGGGCGGCCAAUGGGCACAAUGCAGUCAAGCUGGAACAAUGGACAGGGAAUGAACGUGUCAACAGAUCAACAAUCAUCACUUUCCCGACAAUCCGAUGGAAUCAAUGCUGAUAGCUCUGUGACCGUUAGCUCAGCCAAUGGAGCAAAUGGAAGCUCGCAGAGGCCUCGGCGAAAUAAUACCGCCUCAUCGGAUGAUUCAUGGUUCUAA